AUGCCAGCGUUGCCCGCAAAGAUUGGAAACGGGGGUCUGGUCGUCCCCCAACCUAUGCGAGAUCUUAUAGACAUCCCUGGACGGCUCCAGAUUGAGCAGGGAGGUCAAGCUUUGCGCACCCUCUACCAGAGGAACUCUAUUGGCUUUCAGUACAAGCUACUCAACGAUUUUGCUCAGAAAUGUUUUCUUGGAGACUUUAAAGGAGUAAGACGGAUGGUAGAGGGAGGGAAGGCCCCGCCACUUGACGGAACCGAGACUCCGUACGAGUAUGGCUAUGCCAUGCUCGUCGUUAGCGGCGGCCAACGCAUGAUCGGUGGUCCUUCAGGCGUGAAGGUGGACCACAAAGCGACGCUGCGGUACCUCCUCGAGCACGGCGCUCCACCGGACGUUCCUGACAUCGUCGGCUACACAGCAUUGCACCACGUCUGCAUGGCACACUCUCGCCCUGACCUCGCACGGAUCCUUCUAGAGCAUGGCGCAGACCCGAACUCACAGGACAAGUUCGGCAGUGUGCCUCUGAUGGGCGCGUUCCAAAACAACUCGGUGGAUGCCGUCGAAGUUCUCUUGGAGUUCGGGGCGAAGCUCGAGAUCGAAGAUGCCGACGGAUGUACUCCAGACCAGUUCUACAUCAAGUGCGGCCCGACUAUCACCGCCGCGGUACAGAAGUGGAAGCGGAAACGAUCCGGGGAGAGCACGGCAAUGGACGAGAAACGGUGUGCGGCGUGCGGGUCGAGUGCGGGCACACUGAAGUUCUGUAACGCGUGCCACGCCAUCAGGUAUUGCUCGAAACAAUGCCAGAGAUCACAUUGGUCUCUACAUAAGACUCGCUGUAUACCUUUCAGUGCAGAUUCGACCGUCACGCUGACCCCAUUCUACGAAGACAUCGGGCCUGUCAUGUCUCUCGCUGACGUCGCUCGCUCCGCGUUCGGCUUCCCUGUGGAGAAGCAGCCCGCGCGAAAUGCCCGCUCUGUGCAGAUCCCGUAUAUCCGCCCAGGAGAGACGAAGAAGAUCAUCAUCAAGGUGCAAGUCCCGUUCAGCCUCGAGACUGGAGGUCCAACAAAGGAGGAGCUCGGCGAUCUCAUGGUGUACGACAAGAGGAGAAACUUCGUUUGCCGGAUCAGAAGAGCGGACGGGGAGGACGGGUACUUGAAGCUCUCCCGGAGCGUCCGGGCGUAUGGUGUUGCCGGCGCCAAGGCCUACUUCCCGGCGGAACUCAAGUCCAAGGACGAGCUCAUCGUUAAGUAUAAGGAAGUUUUAGGAGAGCAGCCUUUCUGA
This is a messenger RNA of Dichomitus squalens LYAD-421 SS1, 1275 nucleotides long. RefSeq lists its product as uncharacterized. Gene Ontology annotation, molecular function: protein binding. Lineage: Eukaryota; Fungi; Basidiomycota; Agaricomycetes; Polyporales; Polyporaceae. Bases 1 to 1275 code for a protein of 424 amino acids. The record is from RefSeq and is a predicted model, not a curated record. The transcript has 4 exons.